AUAGGCGGGAGCUAGACAGCGCGCCGUGCCGCUUUGUGGACAACGAUUGCCAUUGUUAGGGCGGAAAGACAAGUAUCUUGUCAGUAUAUCCAUAAUCUUUGCUUGAAGAGAGUGCUGUCGGCGACUUUCGAAAGGUUUCGGGACAGCGCGAGAGCCUUCACGAACAGAAAGGGAGGAGAAAGCAUGGCUUUAAACCUUACCAUCAACAGUAGCAACCCUCCUUUAGGGGCGCUGUUGGCAGCAGAGCAUGUGAAGGGCAGAGUGAACAUGUCUGUGGAGGAGGGCAAAGACAACAAGCUCCGUGUCUCAGAGUCAGUGCAGUUCAGCGAUGUGAACUCCAUCACUCGCUACCUUGCCCGCGUGACUCCCAGUCUGGGCCUGUACGGCUCCAACAUGCUGGAACAAACUGAGGUGGACCACUGGCUGGAGUUCAGUGCGCGGCACGUGUGUGGCCAGUCGGGCCUGGCUGCGGCCCUGGGGGAGCUGGACAAGGCCUUGGCCCUACGCACAUUCCUGGUGGGCCACAGCCUGACCCUGGCCGACCUCUGUGUGUGGGCCGCGCUCAAAGGCAGCAGUGAGUGGCAGUCAAUCCAGCAGCAGGCGGGGGCGUUCUCUCACGUGGCACGCUGGUUUUCCUUCCUGGGCUCCCAGGUGCCCUUUACCGCAGUGGGCAACAAGUAUGCCAACAGCAAGGCCCCUCCUCGCAAGUCCGAUGAGAAGAAGCACGACUUGGGCAAGUUUGUGGAGCUGCCAGGAGCCGAGAUGGGCAAAGUGGUGGUUCGCUUCCCCCCUGAGGCCAGCGGGUACCUGCACAUUGGCCACGCUAAGGCUGCCCUGCUCAACCAGCACUACCAGGUGACAUUCAAGGGCAAGCUCAUCAUGCGCUUCGACGACACCAACCCCGAGAAAGAGAAGGAGGACUUCGAGAAGGUAAUCCUGGAGGAUUUGGCCAUGCUGCAGAUCAAGCCGGACCAGUUCACCUACACCAGCGACCACUUCCCUCGCAUCCAGGGCAUGGCGGAGAAUCUACUGAAGGAGGGCAAGGCUUACAUCGACGACACACCCCCAGAGCAGAUGAAGACGGCGAGGGAGGAGCGCACCGAGUCCCGCCACCGCAGCAACUCGGUGGAGCAGAACCUGAAGAUGUGGGAGGAGAUGAAGGCUGGCACGGAGUACGGCCAGACGUGCUGCAUGCGGGCCAAGAUUGACAUGGCCUCCAACAACGGCUGCAUGCGCGACCCCACCCUCUACCGCUGCAAGAAUGCCCCCCACCCCCGCACUGGCAGCACCUACAGGGUGUACCCCACGUACGACUUCGCCUGCCCCAUCGUGGACAGCGUGGAGGGCGUGACGCACGCGCUGCGUACAACAGAGUACCACGACCGCGACGCCCAGUUCUACUGGGUGAUCGAGGCGCUGCGUCUGCGCAAGCCCUGCGUCUGGGAGUACGCCCGGCUCAACCUCAACAACACUGUGCUCUCCAAGCGCAAGCUCACCUGGUUCGUGGAUCAGGGCUACGUCGACGGCUGGGACGACCCUCGCUUCCCCACUGUCAGAGGUGUCCUGCGCAGAGGAAUGACUGUCGAGGGCCUCAAGCAGUUCAUCGCUGCCCAGGGUGGAUCCAGGUCCGUGGUCAACAUGGAAUGGGACAAGAUCUGGGCCUUCAACAAGAAGGUUAUCGACCCAGUGGCCCCCAGAUACACAGCCCUGUCUGGAUCCUACUCAGUCCCUGUCAUCAUCCCUGAGGCACCAGAGGAGAUGAAGGAGGCCGUCAAACACCCUAAGAACACAGAGGUGGGGAUGAAGGCGGUGUGGUAUGGACCCAGGGUGUUGGUGGAGGGGGCGGACGCAGAGACCUUCACCGAGGGAGAGAUAGUCACCUUCAUCAACUGGGGAAACAUCAUCAUCACCAAGAUCCACAAAGAUGCCAGCGGUAAGGUCACCUCCCUGGACGGCAAACUGAACCUGGAGAACAAGGACUACAAGAAGACCACCAAGAUCACGUGGCUGGCCGAGACCCCCCGCGCACCCCUGCUGCCCACCGUCUGCGUCAACUACCAGCACCUCAUCACCAAGCCCGUCAUAGGCAAGGAGGACGACUUCAAGGAGUACAUCAACAAACAGAGCAAGCUGGAGGAAAAGAUGCUGGGAGACCCCUGUCUGAAGGACCUGAAGAAAGGUGACAUCAUCCAGCUGCAGAGGCGGGGCUUCUACAUCUGUGACCAGCCCUACGAGCCAAUCAGUCCCCACAGCUGUAAGGAGACUCCCUGUGUGCUGCUGUUCAUCCCCGACGGCCACACCAAGGAGAUGCCCACCGCCGGCUCCAAGGAGAAGAGCAAGGCCACCACCACCACCACGACCACACCUGCCUUCCCAGCCAAGGGCAAAGACGCCCCCGUCUCUGCCCCAGCCCCUGCUAGCGACGCCGGCGCCGUUUUCUCCGGCAUCGUGGCUCAAGGUGAGAAGGUACGCGAUCUGAAAACCGCCAAGGCCCCCAAGGAGAAUGUGGACAAAGCGGUAAAGGAGCUGCUGUCACUCAAGGCCCAGUUCAAGCAGCUGACUGGCCAGGACUACAAACCAGGCAUCGCCCCACCCGCCAGCUCCGCCCCUCAGAAGGCGGCAACCUCCGCCCCUUCUGCUGACUCCGCCUCCUGCGCCGUUGCUUGCAUCACCCAGCAGGGGGAGCUAGAGAGGAAGCUGAAGUCUGAGAACGCUCCCAAGGUUGAUGAUGCAGUCCAACAGCUGCUGGCUUUUAAAGCUGAGUUCAAACAGAUCACAGACCAGGAGUACAAGCCAGGGAUGACCCCUCCCUCCACUGCCCCAGCCAAGAAUGCUCCCUCUGCCUCAUCCCCCUCAUCCUCUCCCUCAGGCCUAUACGAACGUGUGACCGAACAGGGAGACACUGUAAGGAAGCUUAAAUCUGAGAAGGCACCCAAGGACCAGGUUGAUGCUGCGGUGAAGCAGCUUUUAGACUUGAAGGCAGAGUACAAACAGGCGACAGGUCAGGACUACAAGCCAGGAACUACCCCAGCCCCUGCUGCUGCCCCAGCCCCAGUCCAGAGCACCCAAGCCCCCACAGCCACUUCUGGCUCAGGCAUCUAUGAGCAUGUGACUCAGCAGGGUGACUUGGUGAGGAAGCUGAAAACUGAGAAGGCCCCCAAGGACCAGAUGGACGCCGCCGUCAAGCAGCUGCUGUCACUCAAAGCCGAGUACAAGCAGGUGACUGGCCAGGACUACAAACCAGGCAUGGCCCCAGCCGCCAGCCCUGCCCCUGUCCAGGCUAGCCCUGCCCCCUUCCAGGCUAGCCCUGCCCCCCACGCCCAAUCUAGCUCCUCCGUUAAGGUGCUCUUCUCCCAGGUGUCCCAUCAGGGGGAGUUGGUGAGGAAGCUGAAAUUGGAGAAAGCUCCUAAGGACCAGGUGGACGGUGCUGUGAAGCAGCUUCUGGCCCUGAAGACCCAGUUCAAGGCCCUCACCGGAGAGGAGUACAAACCUGUAGCUGCCGCCGGAGCCUCGGGCGGAGAGGACAAGAACCGUAAGGACCGAGAGAACAAGUCUGAGAAACAGGGAGGUGGUGGUGGAGGAGGGAAGAAGCAGCCCAAGGGAGACAAGGGCAAGGAGGCCUCGUCGGGAGGCACAGGGGGAGGAGGAGAGGGGGGUCCCAAGAAACAGACACGACUAGGACUGGAGGCUAAGAAAGAGGAGAACCUGGCUGAUUGGUACUCUCAGGUAAUCACUAAGGCGGAAAUGAUUGAGUACUACGAUGUGAGCGGCUGCUACGUGCUGAGGCCCUGGUCCUACUCCAUCUGGGAGUCCAUCAAGGAGUUCUUUGACCGCGAGAUCAAGAAGCUGGGCGUGGAGAACUGCUACUUCCCCAUGUUCGUCUCACAGGCUGCCCUGGAGAAGGAGAAGUCCCAUAUUGCGGAUUUUGCCCCCGAGGUCGCCUGGGUGACGCGGUCAGGGAACACUGAGCUUGCUGAGCCCAUUGCUGUCCGACCCAAUAGUGAAACUGUGAUGUACCCUGCCUACGCCAAAUGGGUCCAGUCCCACAGAGACCUGCCCAUCAAACUCAACCAGUGGUGCAACGUUGUGAGGUGGGAGUUCAAGCACCCCCAACCCUUCCUGAGGACCAGAGAGUUCCUGUGGCAGGAGGGACACACGGCUUUCGCCACCAAAGAGGAGGCCGCCGAAGAGGUGUUACAGAUCCUGGACCUGUACGCGCGGGUAUACGAGGAGCUGAUGGCCAUCCCCGUGGUAAAGGGCAGGAAGACUGAGAAGGAGAAGUUUGCCGGAGGUGACUACACCACCACGGUGGAGGCCUUCAUCUCUGCCAGUGGCAGAGCCAUCCAGGGCGCCACGUCCCACCACCUGGGCCAGAACUUCUCGCGGAUGUUUGACAUUGUGUUCGAGGACCCUAAGAAGCCAGGUGAGAAGCAGCUGGCAUACCAGAACUCGUGGGGCAUCACCACCCGCACCAUCGGCGUGCUCACCAUGGUCCACGGUGACAACAUGGGCCUGGUGCUGCCCCCCAAAGUCGCAUGUCUCCAGGUGAUCAUCAUCCCAUGUGGUAUCACGGCCUCCCUGCCCGAGGCUGAGGAGGCGGCUCUCCUGGCCCAGUGCUCCAAGUACCUGGCCCGGCUGCAGAGGGGAGAGAUCCGGGUCAAGGCAGACCUCCGAGAAAACUACUCCCCCGGCUGGAAGUUCAACCACUGGGAGCUCAAGGGUGUGCCCAUUCGUCUGGAGGUGGGUCCAAAGGACCUGAAGCAGUGUCAGUUUGUGGCCGUGAGGAGAGACACAGAGAAGAUCACCCUGCCCGAGGCCGACACCGAGAAGAGGCUCACACAGCUACUGGAGGACAUCCAGACCAACCUCUUCAAGAGGGCAUCAGAUGACCUGAACAAACAAAUGGUGGUAGCAGACUCUAUGGAACAGUUCCAGAAAGACCUGGACCAGGGCAGGAUUGUCCAGAUCCCCUUCUGUGGAGGAAUCGAGUGUGAAGACUGGAUCAAGAAGACCACUGCCAAGGACCAGGAUCUGGAGCCCGGUGCCCCCUCCAUGGGUGCAAAGAGCCUGUGUAUCCCCUUCAAGCCCCUCAAGCCCCUGCAGCCGGGCCAGAUGUGUGUCAGCGGAAAGGAGGCCGCCCAGUACUACACCCUGUUUGGCCGUAGCUACUAAAUACACACCGGAAGGGUGUAUCUCAAUAGUCUAAAAUGGCUUCCUCUCCUCGUCAAUUCUCCUUUGUCUGGGAAAUGUGAAAGAACUGGAUAGUUGAAGACCAAUAAAUUCUCUGGGCGUCCACUGUUUCGUUUUCACCUAUCAUGCUCUUUUGAAUGGGCAGAGAUGUCACUUUAGACCAUAGGUCACUAACAGGCGGACCGCGGUCCGGAUCCGGACCCAGAAGCCGUCCCAUACGGACCCGGACCAAAACAAAAGAUUAUGAAUUAAAACCUGACGGGGCGCUUCUAUUUUAAUAUGCACAGCUUUUGUAGUCUUUACGGUACUCGUUUUGUGAAUGAGGAAACUCACCGACCAA
This is a messenger RNA of Coregonus clupeaformis (lake whitefish), 5530 nucleotides long. Its product is annotated as bifunctional glutamate/proline--tRNA ligase-like. The record is from RefSeq and is a predicted model, not a curated record. Gene Ontology annotation, biological process: translation; prolyl-tRNA aminoacylation; glutamyl-tRNA aminoacylation. Gene Ontology annotation, molecular function: proline-tRNA ligase activity; glutamate-tRNA ligase activity; ATP binding. Gene Ontology annotation, cellular component: cytoplasm; aminoacyl-tRNA synthetase multienzyme complex. NCBI's taxonomy places the organism in Eukaryota, Metazoa, Chordata, Actinopteri, Salmoniformes, Salmonidae.